AUGGAAGAGCCAUUUCUUCUGAGGGACGAGGAGUUAGUCCCCGGUACAAAGACAUGGCAAAGAAUUCAGCUCACCGUCGAGUUGAAGAAAGUGAGCCGCUUGGCCGCUCCUAUGGCCACCGUCACCAUAGCUCAGUACCUUUUACCUGUCAUCUCAGUCAUGGUAGCCGGCCACAACAGCGAGCUCCAGCUCUCCGGAGUCGCUCUUGCCACCUCCUUCACUAACGUCUCCGGUUUCAGCAUUAUGUAUGGGUUAGUUGGUGCACUGGAAACUCUCUGUGGCCAAGCAUAUGGAGCCAAACAAUACAGAAAAAUCGGAACUUAUACAUACUCUGCAAUUGCCUCCAACAUCCCAAUUUGUCUUCUUAUAUCAAUUCUCUGGAUUUACAUCGAAAAGCUCUUCGUAUCUCUCGGACAAGACCCUGACAUCUCUAGAGUCGCAGGGUCCUAUGCGUUUUGGCUCAUACCGGCAUUGUUCGGCCAAGCGGUUGCCAUACCACUGACCCGGUUUCUGCAGACCCAAGGGUUGGUUCUUCCUCUGCUCUACACUGCCGUGACCACCCUUUUGUUCCACAUACCGGUUUGUUGGACUUUGGUUUCCGUGGUUGGUCUUGGGAGCAAUGGAGCUGCUUUGGCUAUUAGUUUGUCUUUCUGGUUUUAUGCUCUGAUACUAGCUUGCUAUGUGAGAUUCUCCAGAUCUUGCGAGAAGACUCGCGGCUUCAUAUCUGAUGAUUUUUUGUCUAGUGUGAAGCAAUUCUUCCAUUAUGGAGUCCCAUCAGCAGCAAUGACUUGCCUAGAAUGGUGGCUAUUUGAGCUACUCAUACUCUCUUCAGGACUUCUCCCCAACCCGAAACUCGAGACCUCUGUUCUUUCGAUAUGUCUUACAACAAACACUUUGCACUAUGUGAUUCCAGCUGGAGUCGCGGCAGCUGUGAGCACACGCGUGUCAAACAAUUUGGGAGCUGGGAAUCCUCAAGUUGCUACGGUAUCAAUAAUGGCAGGGCUUUUUCUCUGGCUCAUAGAGUCAGCUUUCUUCAGCAUACUUCUCUUCACCUGCAGGCACAUCAUAGGCUACGCAUACAGCAACAGGAAAGAAGUGGUUGAUUAUGUCGCAGACCUAUAUCCUUUACUCUGUCUCUCCUUCGUCCUCGACGGAUUUACCGCAGUUCUUAAUGGUGUUGCUAGAGGAAGUGGAUGGCAACACAUUGGAGCUUGGAACAACGUGGUGUCUUAUUAUCUUGUAGGAGCUCCCGUUGGAGUUUACUUAGCUUUCAGUCGUGAGUUCAACGGAAAAGGAUUGUGGUGUGGAGUUGUGGUUGGAUCCGCCGUGCAAGCCAUUAUACUAUCUAUCGUCACUGCUUCCAUGAAUUGGAAUGAACAGGCUGAGAAGGCGAGGAAGAGAAUGGUCUCAACUGAAAAUGGAUUGGCAUAAACAAAAGGCUCUUCUUCAAUUUUGGUAUUACAAAUGUGAUUGUUUUUUAUUAUUAACAAGUGAAUAAG
Thlaspi arvense is the source of this 1499-nucleotide messenger RNA. The record is from the annotation of a GenBank genome assembly. Lineage: Eukaryota; Viridiplantae; Streptophyta; Magnoliopsida; Brassicales; Brassicaceae.